Molecule: messenger RNA, 2449 nt
Organism: Andrographis paniculata
Lineage: Eukaryota; Viridiplantae; Streptophyta; Magnoliopsida; Lamiales; Acanthaceae
Product: probable endo-1,3(4)-beta-glucanase ARB_01444
Exons: 1
Coding region: 125-2329 (734 amino acids)
Molecular function (GO): endo-1,3(4)-beta-glucanase activity
Source: RefSeq, a predicted model, not a curated record
AUUCCGCUCUUGACAGGUGUCACGUGCACGUUCACGUGACGUGAUUAAGCCGCGGCGGCGGCUUCCCAAAGCUUAGCUAGCGAAAUCGAUAAUUUGUUCCUUAAAUACCCUCUUGAUUUUAGCCAUGUUGAAGAAGCUAAGCCGCCGAGUCAAAACCAUAAUUACCAAGCCUUUUAAGAAGCCGUCUCGAAAGCCGCCGCCGACCCCGACGCAGAGCCCCGCUUCGUCUUCUCCGGCGUCCCCAUCAUCUCCGCCAAUGUCGCCUCCGCCGCCGGCCGUCGAGGGACGCCGCCGCUCCCUUCCAUAUGUAUUUCCUCAAGCUCAAUCCGCCGUCCUCCCUGAUCCAUCCCGUUUCUUCGCCUCUCAUCUCCUCUCUGCCCCUCUCCCCACAAAUUCCUUUUUCCAGAACUUCGUUCUCAAGAGCGGCGAUCAGGCGGAGUACAUCCAUCCCUAUUUGAUCAAAUCGUACCAGUCUUCCCUAACCCUCUGUUACCCCACGCUGUUCGAUAGUCCUGCUUUUAUUUACCAGAAUUUCAUUUCCGAUCUUACCAUUUCUACGCUCGGAAACCCUAAUCCUGAUGCGGCGCACGUUAUCUCUUCAUUCAGUGACCUAAGCGUCACUUUAGAAUAUCCUUCCAACAAUCUCCGAUUCUUCCUCGUUAGAGGAAGUCCUUUUCUAACCUGCAACGUGAGGUCUCCAACUCCGCUUUCGAUUUCAACAAUUCACGCCAUUCUCGAAUUGAAUCCGAACAUCUCUUGCACCAAGUACACCGUUAAGCUGAACAACAACCAGACAUGGCUAAUUUACGCCUCGUCGGCGAUUAACCUCAGCCACGAUAUCAAUCGGAUUACUUCAGGUGUGUUUUCCGGUGUAAUUAGAAUUGCUGCAUUGCCAGACACAAAAAGCCCCAAAUUCGAAGCUGUAUUAGAUCGAUUCAGUUCAUGUUAUCCUGUGAGUGGCGAUGCAGAUUUCACCAGGCCUUUUUGUUUGGAGUAUAAAUGGGAGAAGAAAGGUUGGGGGGAUUUGCUGAUGCUUGCACAUCCUCUCCAUCUUCGUCUUCUCUCUAAUUCAGAUCCUUCCAUAUCUGUAAUUGAUGAUUUUAGGUACAACAGCAUUGAUGGAGAACUAGUAGGUGUAGUUGGAGAUUCUUGGGUGUUGAAAAGUGAUCCUGUCUCUGUAACUUGGCAUUCGAUUCAAGGCGUCGAUGAGGAUUCGUAUUCGGACAUAAUCGAUGCACUUGUUAAGGAUGUCGGCACUCUCGAUGCUGGUUCGAUCGCGACGACAUCUUCGUACUUCUAUGGAAAACUGAUCGCUCGCGGGGCGAGGCUGGCAUUGAUAGCCGAAGAAGUGUGUUACACCGAUGUCCUACCGGCUGUUCGAAAGUUCUUGAAAGAGGCGAUCGAGCCGUGGAUCGAGGGGACUUUCGGAGGGAAUGGAUUCCUCUACGAUUCGAAAUGGGGUGGCCUCGUAACGAAGCAAGGAUCAUCGGAUUCAGGUGCGGAUUUCGGGUUUGGAAUCUACAACGAUCAUCAUUACCACCUCGGAUACUUUGUUUACGGCAUUGCUGUGCUCGCGAAGAUCGAUCCUGCCUGGGGGAGGAAGUACAGAGCGCCGGCGUAUUCAUUAAUGGCUGAUUUCAUGACAUUGAGCAGGGGAUCUAGCUCCAAUUACACUCGCCUCAGAUGCUUCGACUUGUGGAAGCUGCAUUCUUGGGCGGGAGGGCUGACGGAGUUUGCCGACGGUCGUAAUCAGGAGAGCACGAGCGAGGCUGUGAAUGCUUACUACUCGGCGGCGCUAAUGGGGCUGGCGUACGGCGACAGCCAUCUAGUCUCGAUUGGGUCGACGAUCGCGGCGUUGGAGAUUCAGUCGGCGCAGACGUGGUGGCACGUGAGAGAGACCGAUGUUUUGUAUCCGAAAGACUUUACGCGAGAGAACAGAGUGGUCGGAGUGCUGUGGGCGAAUAAACGCGACAGCGGGCUCUGGUUCGCGCCGGCUGAUUGGAAGGAGACGAGGCUCGGAAUUCAGCUGCUCCCGAUUCUUCCCAUUAGCGAAGCUUUGUUCUCCGACGUCGAUUAUGUUCGACAGCUGGUGGAUUGGACGCUCCCGGCGCUGCGGAGGGAAGGAGUCGGAGAAGGGUGGAAAGGAUUCGUGUAUGCGCUUCAAGGAGUUUACGAUAAAGAAGGCGCCCUCGAUAACAUCCGGCGAUUAACCGGGCACGACGACGGGAACACGUUGACGAAUCUGCUGUGGUGGUUACAUAGCAGGGAUUGUUCUGAUGAAGAACACCACGGCGGGAAGCUUUGCUGGUUUCGACAUUAUUGCCAUUGAGCUUGUUAUGUUUUUUUUUUAUGAUUAUUAUAAUGUUGGAAUUCGUAUCUGCUAUUCCACGAGUUAUGUCGUUUUUAUUUGAUUAUGGAUUAUAUAUAUGUUUGUUCUAAAAUUUAAAAA